Messenger RNA from Ixodes scapularis (black-legged tick), 1056 nucleotides. RefSeq names its product testicular acid phosphatase-like. The record is from RefSeq and is a predicted model, not a curated record. Bases 1 to 1056 code for a protein of 351 amino acids. Gene Ontology annotation, molecular function: phosphatase activity. Gene Ontology annotation, biological process: dephosphorylation. NCBI's taxonomy places the organism in Eukaryota, Metazoa, Arthropoda, Arachnida, Ixodida, Ixodidae. The transcript has 5 exons.
AUGAUUCAUUCCGUUAUGCAAGGCAUUUGUCUUCUUUUGGUGUCACCGUCCUACCUCUUCUCCCACGCCUUGGAAGAUACGUCUGUGCCUCACUCUUUGGACCUCGUAAUUGGUAUUUUCCGUCAUGGUGAUCGGGCACCUUUGAGAUCGUUUCCUACUGACCGCAAUUGGAACAGCAAGUUCUGGAUACUCGGUUAUGGAGAACUGACUCAUCGGGGUAUAGGAACCAUGAGGAACGUCGGGAAAUAUUUAAAGGAACGAUAUAAAACAUAUUUGACGGGUGACCCCAAGGAAACAAACGUCAGAAGCAGCCCUAAGCCACGAUGCUUCAACAGCGCAUCGUUUCUUCUCUAUGACCUCUACCCGUCCAAACAACCCCGUCAAGUCGCUCUGGGCGAACAGUGGUUUCCCUUUCCCAUCACGAGAAUGCCGGAGGAUCACGAUAAGUAUACGUUAAUGUGCAAGCCCAAAAUUAAGAAGAUGGUAAUGAAGCUGCUGAAUCCGUUUGGUGGAUUGUCCGGCUUGGCCUGGUUUCUUAUUAGGGCUGCACCUAAGCUUGGACUUCGUUUACUGAGAGACGCUGCCAUUAUUCCGGACACACUUGACGCCCUACUGGUUCAAAAGGAGUACGGCUUAACUAUACCCAAGUGGUUUGAGAAACGACUCCUCCGUCUUUCCGACGUUUCCCGAAGGCUCUACGUUCUAAUUGCUGAAGAACUAAUGAUGAACUUGGGAGGGGAACUUCUCAGGGACAUUGCCACGCUUAUCGAGGAACGAUAUCAGCUUGCAGGAAACAAAACCGAAGAAGCCACCGCCAGUGCAGGACACAACCAUCAAAAGCGCCAUGCCAAACUCUUCCUUUAUUCUUAUCACGACCUGAAUAUAAUGGCAACUCUGAAGGCUCUCAACAAAGCGUUUUCCCAAAGACCAUACUAUGGCUCGUUAGUGUUCUUCGAGAAAUGGGACUGCACAGCCCAAGUUGUUUCCGGUAGAUGGCUGCCCUUCACCGUGCAGAGUAACACAUUUUAUCAAAUUGGUUCGAAAGAAGUUUCCUAG